This is a messenger RNA of Alosa alosa (allis shad), 2972 nucleotides long. RefSeq lists its product as uncharacterized. The transcript is spliced from 4 exons. Bases 144 to 1493 code for a protein of 449 amino acids. The record is from RefSeq and is a predicted model, not a curated record. NCBI's taxonomy places the organism in Eukaryota, Metazoa, Chordata, Actinopteri, Clupeiformes, Clupeidae.
UGAUCAAGACGUAAACAUGAGCUCCCUGACGCAGGCAACCAAAUGCUGCAUGAAAUGCGGUGAAGAGAAAAGAUGUUUGUAAUAUAUUACAUAUUGUGGCCCAUGGGCUACUAGGCAGCCGGGUGGCACACAGGAAGCAGACCAUGAACCUUGGCGAGCGCCGGCCCAACAAGUGGUGGACGGAGUCGGACACGUUCGCCAUGCUGACACUAAUUGAGCAGCUGGACCUGGUGCACGAGCUGGACAAGAAGCGCCAGCGCAACGACUUGCACUUCCGCCGGCUGCGCCACAGCCUGGCCAAGCGCCACAUCCACUUCACCGUCAACCAGAUACGCAACCGCUGGAAGAGCCUCAAGCACAAGUACCGCAAGAUCAAGACGGCCAGCUACCGCAGCCCUGCCGCACGCCUCUCCGCCAUGGAGAGCUUCCGCUACUUCCGGAUGCUGGACCGCAUGCUGGCCCACAAGCCCAGGGUGGGAGCCCCAGAGGAGGGCUCGACGGUGGGACACGAUCUGGUGCUCACCGCCUCUGACCUGGAGGACCACACUGACAGUACUGGUGAUGUUGCUCAGGCCUGCACCGCUGCCCCCUGGCACGACCCCCUUGUCCCAAAACUGGAGAGCGGCGAGGAGGUGAAGCCGGAUCCGGACGAGCCCCCAAACCUGGACCAGGCGGACUGGGCAGUGAACGGGACAGAUGAGGUGAUGACCCUGGGGCUGUCCGGCGAGUACCUGGGUGCGGUGAAGGCUGAGCCUAUCCCCUCCUCUGGCCUGCACAGCCUGGAGGGCGCCAGGGAGCCGACCAGCUGCAGCUCCGAGGAGUUUCAAGGCACCUGCGAGGACACCAGUAGCCUGAUCCUCCAGCAGCUGACCAUCCUGAACCACCAGCUGAGCGAGCAGCUGGCCGAGCAGAGGGCCUUCCACUGCAGCAUGCUGGGCAUGAUGGACCGGCAGAUCGAGGUGCUGGAGCAGCUGUCCAGCGUCACCCGCAGCCAACAGGAGGCCAAGGUAGCCAGCGCUAACGCUAGCGCCAACGCUAGCGCCAACGUCACCCCUGCUGCCGCCAACGCCUCACUUUCCGACGUGAGCGAAGACUGCCUGAGCAGGAGGGUCCACGAGGUCCUCCUGCGUAUGCAGAUGAGGGACGCGGAGCAGGCCCUGUCGCCAGCGACGCCACCGUCGUCGCGUUUAUCCAAAUCCAUCCCCUCAGCGGAGCCCGAGCUCGAGCCCGCUCCCACGUCAGCGCCAUCCUCCUGGACGGUGUCGCUCCUGGAGACCUCGAUCAAGCAGGAACCGUCCCCAGAUCCGGCCGACACGGACAGCGCCGUGGACUCUGGAGCUGCCGGAGCCAAAGAGGAAGCGGAGGCUCUGGCCGACAAGGCAGAUGUGGACACACCUGGUCUAGCCGAGGAUUCCCAGCUAGAGAGGCAGCCCUCCUCCCCGAGGAAAGCGACCUUGGUUAAUGGCCUUCUGGACAGCUGCCUGGACCAGUGAGCCGAGCACUUGCUGCAUCUGUGAUCCUGCAAGUUCCUCUGUGUAUGGACACAACGAGAUAAUGAUGGUUAUGACUUCAAAGGGAAAUUAUUUUUUUUCUUUCUUUAUUCCAGAGUGGUCUUGUGCUGUUAAGUUAAAUUGAUUAAAAGAAAAGGUAUAUAGACAUGAAGAUGAGAUGCUUCUUAACUCAUUCGUUUUUAAAAAAACAGUGUUUUUAACAUCCUCCCAAACUUUUGAAUACGUUCUAGCCCUGAUGUUUUAGUCAGUGGCCGCCUGCUGUCUUAUGGAGGUUGAAGAUUUCUUAGGAAGAGGUGAUAUGAGGAUUUGUUUUGAAGCGGCUUAUUAAUCUACUUUCACUUUUUAAUGAAGAGAUGAGGACUACACAAGCAUGGGUGGAUCAAGCUACUCGCAUUACAUUGAAGUUAGAUAUUUUGCACAUUUUAUUCAUCUGUUUACUCACAAUAAUUAAAAAAAAAAAACUCCCCAUGGUCUGUGUUAUAGAUAUCAUAUGGAUUUUCAGGUCAUGAUACAAAACUCCUGAAACACAAAUGUGCAAUAAUCUAUUAUUAUUAUUAUUAUUAUUAUUAUUAUUAUUAUUAUUAUUGAAAGGGCUGUCAUGAAUAAGAAACACUGGUUAACUGGGAGAGAUAGAACAAGUUGGUCUGACUGUAAUCUGUUUGUAUUUUUGUUAUGGAGCAGAAAACUGUAUGUAUGAACUAUUGGUUCAGAUCAUGUGAGUUAUUUUGCCUUCGGUUUCAGAAAGAGUGGAGAUAACUUUAUGGAUGAUCUUUUUAUUAUUAUUUUAAGGUGUAUGUACUCUCCCCAGUCAGACAAAUUCAGUAUUUGAAUGAUCAUGUGUUUGAGAGUAUAGUGUUUGUAUCCCUCCUUAUGGUAGGAGACAGCUGGUUUCAGUGUGCUAACAGAUAUGUUUUUUUCUUCUUGUUGGUUUCCUAUUUGCCAUGGUCAUUUAUUUAAGCUUUUAGCCUCAAGCAAUACCGACAUAUUAUAACCCUCGGAACUACAUGUAAAAGGUGCUAAAUUGGUAUGAUUAUUUUCAAUUUAUUAUUUUUUGGGUAGAUACUGCAAUUGAACACCAAUAUAUUUUGCUAGUUUGAAAAUAUUGCAAGCUUUUUUUGUCUGCUGGUGAAUUGAGCUGAAAACCAUGCAGUGCUGCAGACAAGUAUAAUGUAGAUGGGGCAAGUCCAGAGGCUUUAAAUCUUGUACAUGACAAAGAGUGAAAUGCAUGGGGAUCAUCAGAUUGUGAGGAUAGUCUUCAGUUGAGCAAAUAACCUAAAUGCAAAAACAUAUGGAUUUCUUUGCAGUGCUAUAGGCGAUGGAAGAGGCAUGUGCUUCAUGUAAAUAGCAGGUUUAAUCUUUCAUUGGGUGACUACUAUUUAUCCAAUAACUCUUUAACAGAUUGUGUUUUGCAAUUUGUUUCUCAACAAAUGUCAUUAAUAAAUGUCAUUAUUUUUAUACGAA